ACGGGGUGAGAAAACUGUGGCAUGGCGUGCGAUGACUCCUCGCGAGGACACUCCUCCCCUUUAUAUUGUCCCCUUCAUUAACUUCCCACAGCGAGAACGAGGACGAGGACGACGACGACGGAGGAAGAAGAAGAGGAGUAGAUCGUAGUAGUUGUCACAGUCUCCUUCGGAUCGUGCGGUUUUUUUUGGACCUGCUACUUAUUCUGCUUCUUUGUCUUCGCCUUGAUCGGAUUAGGGUUUAGGGCUUUGGGCGAAGGUGGAGCGAUCCAAGAUCGAGCUCUUCUGAUGCGGAUCUGUGAGAAGAAAUCUUUGAUGUAGAUAGAAGUGACAUAUGUACAAAUUUGAGAGGUAUCAUUCCAAAAUACAAGUGGAUAUGAGUUGGUGCUGCUUUCCCUCUAGGAAAAGGAAUGAUCCUUAUCCUCCACAAGAGUUAGGUGUUUUUUCAUCACCUAAAAACAUAAAGCUCUUCUCCUACGAAGAACUGAGAUCAGCAACAGAUAAUUUUCACCGAGGCAAUAAGAUUGGUAGAGGUGGUUUUGGAACAGUUUAUAAGGGAAUUCUUAAUAGUGGACGGGAAGUUGCAGUGAAAGUACUUUCUGCAGAAUCAAGGCAAGGGGUUAAGGAAUUUCUGACUGAGAUUGAUGUCAUCACAAAUGUUAGGCAUCAAAACCUUGUCGAACUACUAGGCUGCUGUGUCCAGGCCAAUAAUCGUAUUUUAGUAUACGAGUUCUUGGCAAACAGCAGUCUUGACCGUGCAUUAUUAGGUUCGAAUAGUGAUCCUUCCAAACUAGACUGGAGCAUAAGAUCUGCAAUAUGUCUGGGUACUGCUAGAGGUCUUGCCUUUCUUCAUGAAGAGCUUGAACCACCUAUUGUGCAUAGAGACAUCAAAGCUAGUAAUAUUCUCCUCGACAGAGAUUAUAUUCCUAAAAUUGGAGACUUUGGUCUAGCCAAGUUAUUUCCGGAUAAUGUCACCCAUAUUAGCACCCGUGUAGCUGGAACAACUGGUUAUUUGGCGCCAGAGUAUGCGUUGCAUGGGCAACUAACAAAGAAGGCCGAUAUUUAUAGCUUCGGGGUGCUUGUGCUUGAAAUAGUCAGUGGCAAGAGUAGUUCAAAGUCUCUCUGGUCAGAAUCGGGGAAGCUUCUUUUGGAAUUGGCAUGGCAGCUUUACGAAGAAGGGAACCUCAAGAGGCUGGUGGAUACGGCGCUUAAAGAAUAUCCGGAAGAGCAAGUUAUUCGGUACAUUAAAGUAGCCCUUUUUUGCAUCCAAGCAGCAGCAGGGCGUAGGCCCUCCAUGCUGCAGGUCAUAGAUAUGUUAUCGAAGCCCAUCCGACUCAAUGAGAAAGAGCUCACCCCGCCGGGAUACAUUGAUGACUACGUGAAUGUGGGCAAAGAAUCAAAAGCAACUACAUCCAGCAAUUUACCAUUCAAGGACUCGUGUUCUGCCGAUACAACUGCUGCAUUCACCUCUAAUCCCGUUACUUUCACCGAAAUGGCUCCAAGGUGAUGCAAAGCCGAUGAUUAACAAUUUUCUUUCAUUGCAGUAGAAUCUGUCUCGCUAGUCUUUGUUCGUUUAGGAUGCGUAAUAUUCAAUUUGUAUUUAUUUUUUUUGCGUGAAAAUACGCAGAUAGUGCUAUAGCACCAUAUGCGAAAGAAUGUAUAUUGUCUUUGAAGAAAAAGCAAUUCUUAUCUUAGUACGUUAGUAGAAGAAGGCUUGUUGGAGAAACUCUCUGGUGCAGCUUUAAACGAGAUUUAAGGGCC
Messenger RNA from Ananas comosus (pineapple), 1758 nucleotides. RefSeq names its product putative serine/threonine-protein kinase. Bases 332 to 1504 code for a protein of 390 amino acids. Lineage: Eukaryota; Viridiplantae; Streptophyta; Magnoliopsida; Poales; Bromeliaceae. Gene Ontology annotation, molecular function: ATP binding; protein kinase activity. The transcript is spliced from 7 exons. The record is from RefSeq and is a predicted model, not a curated record. Gene Ontology annotation, biological process: protein phosphorylation.